Molecule: messenger RNA, 6629 nt
Organism: Micropterus dolomieu (smallmouth bass)
Lineage: Eukaryota; Metazoa; Chordata; Actinopteri; Centrarchiformes; Centrarchidae
Product: serine/threonine-protein kinase WNK4-like
Exons: 25
Coding region: 773-5533 (1586 amino acids)
Biological process (GO): positive regulation of sodium ion transmembrane transporter activity; protein phosphorylation; positive regulation of potassium ion import across plasma membrane
Cellular component (GO): cytosol; cytoplasm
Molecular function (GO): protein serine/threonine kinase activity; ATP binding; potassium channel inhibitor activity
Source: RefSeq, a predicted model, not a curated record
AAUCAGCUGAUCCUCUGCUGAAAAAACAACCAUCAACACUUUAUUCAUUUAGCAGCUCUGUCAGUGCUUUGAUUUACUGAUUGAUUCAUUUAUUGACUGAUUGAUUCAUUUAUUGGUUGAUUGAUUCAUUUAUUGGUUGAUUGAUUUCCCGCCGCCAGAAAUUCAAAACACGCGGUUGUUCCAAACCUCAUAAAGGUUUCUGUUAAACCCCCAGAGGAGCAGCUGCAGGAGGUCAGACUGCUGAUAAUCGAUCACUUCUGCUCUUCACUUCCUGUCAGCACGUGAGCAAAUCAAAAGAUAAAGAAAUGAUCGGUACUCACGCGCUGAAGCUCUGAACAGAGACGAAGACGAAGCUGCUGCCCGUCAGGCUGGAGAGGAGGAACUGAGAGUCCUGAUGAGGCCAGGUGACAGGUGUCCGGUGGGCGGGGCUUAUCGCAGCUCGAGCAGUCUGCGUCCUGCUGAUAGAGCUCGUGCAGUCCGCCUCUCAUUAACAUGAAGAAGAAGAAGAAGAAGGUGCUUUUAUUUUUUGUCUUUGUGGGUUUAAAGAAUUUGUUCUGAGCUCACAGAGAACCGGACUCCAGCGGCCCCUGUCUGAACCUGGACUUUAAGGAUCCAGCUGCUGCAGCUCUGCUGGUUUCUGUGCUGGUUUUACUGGUUCCACUUUUUCCACUCAGCCUCGUUAAUUCACCCGCAGCUGCUGCAGAGACACACGAGGAGACGACCUACUGAGGAGGAGGAGCCUAAUUUUACUCCUCCGCUUCCUCUCAUUACCAUGCCAACCUCAGAGGAUGACCCCACCGUCCAAUCAAAGGCUGCGGCGAAUCCUUUGGGCAAUCGGGACGCCAGCUUGGACUCGGGGGAGGAGACGGCGGCCGCGCUCCCAGACUCCAACAGGGAGGCGUUACCGUGGCAACGGAAGGAGGAAGAGGAGCGUGAUGAGCAGGAGACGAAGGCGGUGGCCUCGUCUCCGGACGGACGAUUCCUCAAGUUCAACAUCGAGAUCGGACAAGGAUCCUUCAAGACGGUUUACAAAGGACUCGACACCGAGACCACGGUGGAGGUGGCGUGGUGUGAACUGCAGACUCAUCGUCUGAACAAGGCGGAGCGUCAGAGGUUCACUGAGGAGGUGGAGAUGCUGAAAGCUCUGCAGCAUCCGAACAUCGUCCGAUUCUUCGACUCCUGGAAGUCGACGCUGAGGGGCCACAAAUGCACCAUCCUGGUGACGGAGCUCAUGACGUCCGGGACCCUCAAGACGUACCUGCGCAGGUUCCGACCCAUGAAGCUGAAGCUGCUGCAGCGGUGGAGCUUCCAGAUCCUGAAGGGUCUGCAGUUCCUGCACUCCCGCUGCCCCCCCAUCCUGCACCGAGACCUCAAGUGCGACAACGUCUUCAUCACGGGGCCCGUCGCCUCCGUCAAGAUCGGAGACCUGGGCCUCGCCACGCUCAAGAGGGCCUCGUUCGCCAAGAGCGUCAUCGGGACCCCGGAGUUCAUGGCUCCAGAGAUGUAUGAGGAGAAGUACAACGAGGCCGUGGACGUUUACGCCUUCGGCAUGUGCAUGCUGGAGAUGGCGACGUCCGAGUAUCCGUACUCCGAGUGUCAGAACGCCGCGCAGAUCUACCGCAAGGUCACCAGCGGAAUCAAACCGGACAGUUUUUCCAAAGUGACCAUCCCCGAGCUGAAGGAGAUCAUCGAGGGCUGCAUCCGCCCCGACAGCAGUGAGAGGUUCACGGUUCAGGACCUGCUGGAUCACCCGUUCUUCCAGGAGCAGCUGGGAGUCCACGUGGAUCUGGCCGAGGACGACGACGGCUCGAAGGCGGCUCUGAAGCUCUGGCUGCGGAUGGACGACAACAAGAAGCUUCACGGGAAAUACAAAGACAACAACGCCAUCGAGUUCCUGUUCGAGGUGUACAAGGACGUCCCCGAGGAGGUGGCCCAGGAGAUGGUGGUGCUGGGGUUCGUGUGUAAGGCGGACUAUAAUCAGGUUGCCAAGGCGAUCAGACACCAAGUGACGGCCAUAAAGCGUCAGCGGGAGAAACAGCGCCGCCUGCUGGAGGACGCCCUGAACCGCCAUAAGGAAGCUGCGGUCGAGGAGGAGUCUGACCCCGCCCCCUUACCACCUGAGGCGCCCAAUCAGAAGCCUGCAGCUGCCACGAGCACGUCUGCUGCUGGGAAGCAGGACUCAGCUGCUGUUUCAGGCCCCGCCCCCGGCUCGCUACAAGCCACGCCCCCAGGGACGGUGGCAUCAUCAAGCAGCAGCCCGGUGGACUCUGGGAUCAGCAGCGUGUCCAGCAGGACGGGAGGAGACGGCGACGAUGAGGACGACAGACAGACGUCACACUCCUCCGCUGCAUCGGACUAUAAGAACUCCUUUAGCUCCUCUGUUGUCCAGGAGAAGGUUGAGGCCACGCCCCCUCUGGUCACGAACCCCGCCCCCCUUCCGUCUGUCCCCGCCCCUGCUCCCCUGGUUCAGGAAACCCCUCGACCCAAGCCUCCUCCUCCCUCUGUGACUCGGGCUCGAUCCAAACCGCCACCCCUCCCCGUGCUGCGUUUCCCCAAGAGCAUCGCCGUGUCCCACAAUGCCGAGCGACUGCAAUCUGGAUCAGUCAGCGGCUUUACCUCACCUGUCGACAGCUACGCCUCUGAUGUGACCUCAGGGUUGAGUGACGGCAAUGACGGCCAAUCAGACAGAGGGAACAAGGAGGUGACCCCACAGGCGGCCGCGAAGCAGUUCAGGCGGAAAGCGAGAGCUCGUCUGAGAAUGACAGGGAUGUCAGACAUGGUGGACCGGGUGGUGGAGUGUCAGCUGCAGACUCACAACAGUAAGAUGGUGACGUUUAAGUUCGAUCUGGACGGAGACAAUCCAGAGGACAUCGCCUCUGUGAUGAUCCACAGGGACUUCAUCCUGCCUGAGGAGCGAGAAGGAUUCAUUGUCCGCAUGUAUGACAUCAUCAGGAGGGCGGAGUCUAUGAUGCAUAAACAGCAGCUGGCCGAUGCCAACAGGUCAUCUCACCUGAAUGCCUCCACGCAGCUCGAGUCCAUGCUGCCGGCCCAGAGCCUCUCCAGAACUCAGUCCACGUCUUCACUGCCUGACAUUGCAGAUGUUGACCCCUCCCCCUUGAAGGGCGUAGACUUCUACGUCGACUCGGAGGCCACGCCCUCCGUCAGAUCACUGAGGUCACAGUCUUUCCACACCUCAACAGCUGCCUCCCAUCAGACCCCCCCAUACCCCCUCCACUACACCCACCCAGACCCCCCCCCUCCUCGUCAGUAUUACCUCCCGUCUCCCCCCUACAACGCCCCUUUCCCCACCCAGGGCUCCUCCACCAGCCUCCCCCGAGUCCAGAGUAACCCCUCCCUCCUCAGCCCCUCCUCGUCUUCCUCAGCUCUCCCCCCUCCUUCCCCUCCUCACUGGCCCCCCCCUGACCAGCCUCUCUUCUCUCUGGCCAGUGUACUCUCUCUGGCCAUGAGUGUGGCCCAGUCCCUCAUGCCUCCACCUGUGACCCCCAACCAGGGCUUUCACCCUCACUCUCAGCCUAUGUCUCCUCCAGUUCCCUCCCCCCAGGCUCCCCUUACUCCCCCCAUGUCUCCAUCCCUGGGCACCAACCUCCAUCCUCUAAGCCAAGCCUCCUUCUCGGCGCCCUUCUCACCCAAGGUGUCCUAUAGCCCCCCCACCCCUCAGACAUACUCCGCCCCAGACAGCCAGGAGGGGCUGCCGCCUGGCCGGACUCAAGACGCACCUCAGGUAGGAUGGGAGCAUCAGUUACAGCCUCACAGUCCACUUCAGCUGAAGGUCAGCUCAGCUCCGCCCCCUAAUGGUUCAGAGACUGUUUCUGCUCCCAGUCUGACCAGUGCUCCCAAUGUGACCAGUGUUCCCAGUCUGACCAGUGCUCCCAGUCUGACCAGUGCUCCUAAUCUGACCACUUCUCCCAGUCUGACCAGUGCUCCCAAUGUGACCAGUGCUCCCAGUCUGACCAGUGUUCCCAGUCUGACCAGUGCUCCCAGUCUGACCAGUGCUCCCAGUCUGACCAGUGUUCCCAGUCUGACCAGUGCUCCCAGUCUGACCAGUGCUCCCAGUCUGACCAGUGUUCCUAAUCUGACCAGUGCUCCUAAUCUGACCACUUCUCCCAGUCUGACCAGGGCUCCCAGUCUGACCAGUGCUCCCAAUGUGACCAGUGCUCCCAGUCUGACCAGUGUUCCCAGUCUGACCAGUGCUCCCAAUGUGACCAGUGCUCCCAGUCUGACCACUUCUCCCAGUCUGACCAGUCUUCCCAGUCUGUCCAGUGCUCCCAGUCUGACCAGUGCUUCCAACUGGGUCAGUACUCCCAAUCUGACCUGUACACCCAGUCUAACCAGUGCUCCUAACAGGCACUGUAAUCCUAGUCUUGCCACAACUCUAAGUUUGACCAGUUCUCCCAGACUGAACAGUACUCCCAGUCUGACCAGUGCUCCUGGUCUGACCAGUGCUCCCAGUCUGACCAGUGCUCCUGGUCUGAACAGUACUUCCAUUCGGACCAGCACUUCUAGGCUGACCAGGGUUCCAUAUCGGACAAAUGCUCCCAUUCAGGCAAGGGCUUCCAGUCUGACCAGUUCUCCCAUUCGGGCCAGUGUUCCCAGUGUGGCCUCUGCACACAAACCGACCAGUGUUUCCAGUCUGACCACCGCUCCUAUUCGGUCAACUGUUCCCAGUAUCAGUAGUGCUCCCAGUCCAAGAGGCGAGCUCUGUGCCUCCCCCACUUCCUCACCACCUGUCUUGCGUCCUACCAACAGUGUGUCCUCCCCCAUGUUACCCUCACCCGGUCUGUCCCCCAUCCAGGAAGUGAAGAAAACUUCAGUCCUUGCCAUUGGUCGUUUCCAGGUGACGGCCUCUAAAGACACUCCUGCUGCCUGUCAUCAAGAACCCCGUCCCCUCAACCAGGCCACACCCACUGCCCACUCCCCACCUCCCUCCAGGCCGAACCAAACAGAGAGCUCAGGGAGCAGUACAGAUGAGCUAAGCACGCUGCCCCCACGUCUCCAGGGUGACCAUGAAAACCCUGGUCCACAGAAGGAAGAGGAGGAAGAGGAGAAGAAGAAGAGGAGGCCAAGUGGCAGUCCAUGGGAGGGGUCAACCAGCUCGAGUGGCAGCAGCUUCAGCCAAUCAUGGAACCGCCCAGCACCCUGCAUCAGCUCUGACGAAUCAGAGAGCGAGAGCGAGGAGAUGUGGAAGGAGCUGCAGGAGCUCCGGGGAAGACACCUGGCGGAGGUGCAGAACCUGCAGGCCAAUCAGAAGCGAGAGAUCAAGGACUUGUAUCUGAGGAUGGGUAAAGUCCCGCCCCCCGGCAUUGUCUCUCUGGCCGCCAUAUUGAACCCACGCCAGCGCCGCCUCUCCAGGACCGGAAACCACCCUCCUUCUCACAAAAGCAGCCAGCAGAGACCGGACGCGCUGCCGCCUGCAGGUAUCAUGAAGAAGAGCCUGGUCAGCGGCAGCAGCAGCGGAUCUCAGGACAGAGCAGGCAAAGGCGUGACCUUUGCCCCUGAACACAGCAGCACGUGAGCGAGAGGAGCUGAAGAUGAUGAUGAAGAGGAGUCACCCGUCACUUUAUUAUCCAACCUGCAGAAACAUGAAAGUCUCUGUUUUAACAGACUGAACUUCUAGAACUGAUGAAGACUCCAUGCAGCAUAUAAACAUUUGCAACACUGAGUUUGAGUUCAGAUUUUAAGUUUGUUUUUUCAUAUUGUGAAUUUAUGGUUUAACAUUUUAUGGACAAUUUCAGCACUUUAGUAAAAAGAUAUUGAGCCUUAAUGAGCCUCACGUUGGAACAGGUUCAUCAUUUCAACGUUCUCUUUGUUUUCUCAGGAGGUUCUGCAGGUUUAACUUCAGAUUUAGCUCAUAAAUGAUUGUGAAAGUUUUUUGGAAGGAAACAAAAAUCACAUGGGGUCUGAAUUCAAAUCUAAAAACCUGAAUCUGAAGUCUUUCUGGCUUCCUGUAGGAGGAACUGAGUAACAGAGUUAUCUGUUAAUGUAACAUGUCUGAUGUCUGCCUUAUGUGUUUGAUAGAUCACAUUAUUCCUAACAAUCCUGUUUAUUGAGAGUCCUCUGCACUUUCACACUUCACUUAAAGUCCCACUUCAGCAUCUAUUAGCAGUAUACAAACAUGAAAAAAAUAUUAAUAACGCAAUAUAAUGUGGCUGUAAGCAAUAACGCUCAGUAUUUGUUCUUCUAUAAUUACAUCUGUUCUGUCUGCAGAAGUUAACACAUUAAUAAACAGCUGCGUUGGUCUGUUGGUAACAGUUUAUUGCAUGUUUAUAUACUGAAGAUCAAUAUAGGGACAGUGAAGUAUCUGCUGGACAGUCUGUUUAUAAUCUGAAUCCACUGAAUGUAACUUUGAAUCACAGCGUGCCUUAUUUCAAGAAUAGUUAUUUAAUAUUUAGAGACCUGAUGGACAUACAGAAACCGUAAAUUAGACGACGUCCAGGUGACACAUGACGAUCUGAGCAUGUGGACAGAGAGGCGUCACAUCCAGCCCAGCAGGAGGGUUUUAAGUUUGGUUUGUUCACAGUUAAUGAACAUGAUGUUUUUUUGUGAUAAUUUGUCCCGACUUUAAAGUGUUUGUGUAAUAAAAGUGACCUGAAAUGGACCGAAAAACUUCA